This is a messenger RNA of Drosophila serrata, 316 nucleotides long. RefSeq lists its product as uncharacterized. The record is from RefSeq and is a predicted model, not a curated record. Lineage: Eukaryota; Metazoa; Arthropoda; Insecta; Diptera; Drosophilidae.
CAAGAUGCAUCUGCAGUUAUUCCUCAUCUUAAUAGUUUGUCUUCUUGUUUUCCAAGUCGAAGCUGAGCAACUAAUAGAAAAUGGCAAUGCAACUGAUAUCCCAAAAAAUGUCACUAAAAAAAGACGCAUUCGAAUGCUACGAAAGUUGCAUAAAAACCAAGAGGAGGAUAAGGGAAUGAUGCGUAUAGUCAUACACAAGGUUCAAUCUGGAGAUCCCUACUACAAGGUGUUUGAUGGAGACGAAGGGGCAGCUCGGGGAUUCACCAAUAAGGUUUGGAAUCGUCUUCUGAACCGCUACAGCACUAUGCAGAUAUAA